Messenger RNA from Durusdinium trenchii, 1433 nucleotides. The record is from the annotation of a GenBank genome assembly. NCBI's taxonomy places the organism in Eukaryota, Dinophyceae, Suessiales, Symbiodiniaceae.
CGGGUUUGAUAUCACCACGUACGUUGAAGACUGCUUGAAACAGCAUCGCCAUGGGCUGCUGCACCUCUCAGAGUGGCAAGGGCCCUGACAAAGCGAAGAUCGCGAAGACCAAGUCCGACAAGCCACCCGUCAACGGCAAAGAUGGCCAGUUGUUGACCGAAUUGGACGCCCUCUCGAUCGUUGACAUUGUGGAGAGCACAGGCGCGGCUGGCAGUGGCCGGAAGAUUUUCGUAGGUGGAAAGAGGGACGUUGAUCCUCUAAACAUGGCAUCUUUUGUGGACAGGUGUGUUGAAAUCAUGGGUGAUGCCGACACACUUCCCGCAGGCAUUGCUUUCACUUGCCGCAAGGGCUUAAAGCCAGACACUCCGAAUCAAGAUACCUGGUGUGCCCUGAAGAUGGACACCUUCUCCAUCUUCGCCGUCUUCGAUGGUCAUGGCCCAAAUGGACACGAGAUCUCCCAUUUCGUGAAGGAGCAUCUUCCCAAGGUGAUUGUGCAGGAUCCCAGGUCAAAGGCUCCUGAAGUCGGCUCCUGCCUGGCAGAUGCAUUCAAGAAGACUCAGAGACUUGUGGCCGCAGCGGAAAGCCGCAAGAGAUUGUAUGCGCGGACAUCGGGCACGACAGCCACAGUGGCUUUUUUUGAUCACUCACGGUCUAAGCUGACGAUUGCCCAUGUGGCUGACAGUGCCGCAGCCAUCGGCACCAAGAUGGGAGAGAAGUGGCUGGGGAAGCCCCUGACGCGCGACCACAAACCCAAUGUAAAGGGGGAACUUGAAAGAAUCGAGAAGACAGGUGCCAAGAUUGGCUUCGAUGGCACCAGUCAUCGUGUCUAUGCCAAAGACUCGCGCUUCCCUGGGCUGAAUAUGUCCCGUUCUUUGGGAGAUACGUUAGGUCACGCAGAGUGUGGCAUCACUUGUGAGCCAGAGAUCACCAGGCUUGACAUUGAUACGAGCUCCAAGCAGAUGUUGCUGAUCUGUAGCGACGGGGUUUGGGAGUUCAUCUCUGCUCAAGAGGCCGUGGAGAUUGUUGGCAUGCGCCCACCUGAAUUGUGUGACGAAGCUGUGAGCCUGCUUGCAAAAGAAUCCUGGGAUCGCUGGAUACGUGAAGAAGGAGCAGCGGUGGUGGAUGAUAUUACCGUGGGUGUGGUGCACAUUGGCAAGGAGGAUUGCGGCAAUUGCAGCAUAUAAUUUGGUCAAGGGUGUACAGCUGCAUGGAAUUCGACUUCUUGGCGCUCAGCUCAUACUUUCUUAGAAGGUCAGGCACUUCUUUUUCGUUGGAGGCGUUGGCUAUUAGGUGCUUUCGGAGCCCUGCGCCGAGGAUGCACGUUUUUCCGGGUCACUCCGGACGUUCGCGAGCCUUUGGUCGCGGCUUUCUUUCCGAGACGGGUGGACCCAAGAGGCAAAUGGCAAGCUAAGCCACCCCAAAACCAAACCGAU